This is a messenger RNA of Effrenium voratum, 5796 nucleotides long. NCBI's taxonomy places the organism in Eukaryota, Dinophyceae, Suessiales, Symbiodiniaceae. The record is from the annotation of a GenBank genome assembly.
AUGCUGGGUGCGGUGCUGGUGGACGGGGGCUUCUGCACUGCCCGGUGCUCCUUGGGCACCCCCACGGUGCCAGAGCUGAAGUGCGAGGCGGGGGUGCUGACGCCGAGCUUCGAGUGCGCGGCGCCGUGUGUGCCCUCCACAGUGCCCAAGGCCGCCUCCCCGCCCUGCGCGGAAGGCCUGGAAAUCCCGCACGGGCAGACCUGCACCUUCCGCUGCAUCUUUGGUUUUCGCGCUGAGCCAAGCUCUGCACAGUGCGACAGGGGCAGCCUUCCUUCCUUCCAGUGUCUCCAGGUGGCACAGGACUGCGUUGCACCGAGCAGCGCCUUCUUCCUGGGCCUGGGCCACGUGUCGGCCCCCGGGGCGCUCUGCGCCUCAGGCGCCUCUGUGGCGCAUGGCCAGGCCUGCCAGAGCUUGUGCCCGCGCGGGGGGUACAGCCCAACGCCCACCAGCCUGUUCUGCUCCGACGGACAGCUGAGCCCGGAUCGGUUCACCUGUGGCCGGACCUGCUCGGGGAGCUUCCUGGCGGACAUUCCCUUCACCAACCCCUCAGGCGCUUGCAAGGAGGGCAAGGACGAGAUUUGGCACAACCAGAAGUGCACCGCUUUCUGCGCCGCUGGCUACGAAGCCUCCGUCGAAAGCCUGGAGUGCUACGACGGCGGGCUGGCUCCGCCGACCUUUGAAUGCAGGCUGCUGGUCCAGGGCUGCGCGGCGCCGCAGGUGGAAAGGGCCGCGGCGGCCCCGUGCGCGGAGGGGGACUUUAUCCUGGAGGACCAAGCCUGCACAGCCCAGUGCCAGGAGGGCUUUGUCCCUUCAUCAGAGCGGCUGCUGUGCCAUCAGGAGGCGCUGGUGCCAAGCACUUUCGAGUGCCUGCCAGGCUGCUCGCUGACGGAUCUGCCAAGAGGCGGCAGCUGCCUGGAGGGCACGCAGGACGUGGCCCAUGGAACCGCCUGCACGACGCAGUGCGGGUCCGGGUACGGGCCCAACGUGGCUCAGCUGCUGUGCCAGCGAGGCAUCCUGUCGCCGCCCACCUUUCUUUGCGAGCUCUUCUGCCCUGCGGUGCUAGGCUCCGGCGGCUUCUGCGCCGAAGGUGCGUUUAUCGCGUCGAAGGGCGUGUGCACCGCCAGCUGUGGCGAGGGAUACCUGCCGAGCGUGGCGCAGCUGAGCUGCCUGGAUGGCGCCUUUUCGCCCGGCGGCUUCCAGUGCGAGAGGGUGCGCCCCUGCUUUCUGUCCAGCGCCUCCUUCGCAGAGUCGCCUCCUUGCCUGGAAGGCUAUACUCUGCAGCACAACUCAAGCUGCACCGCCAGCUGUUUGCCUGGCUACGUGCCCAACUUCGCCUCGCUCUACUGCUGGGACGGCGCUUUGACACCCCUGAGCUUUGCCUGCUUGAAGAUGUGCGAGUCCCCUGUGGACGGCUGCGAGGAGGGCGCCCAGAUCCUGCCAGGGGCGCAGUGCACCACUCGGUGUGCUGGGCUCAGCCCCUCCGUCGACAGCCUCAGCUGCGCUGCGAGCGGCAGCGGCGUGCUGAGCCCCGGCAGCUUCACCUGCGGCCGCGAUUGCCCGCUGCCGCUGAUUCCGGGUGCGUUGGCUGCGGUCUGCGCAGGGAAUGCAUUGAGGCAUAGCCGGCACUGUGAGAUCCAAUGUCCGGCUGGCACCACCAGUGAGGGCCAGGUCUUCUGCUUUGACGGUCACCUGCAGUACUCUGGCGCCGUUUCUUGCCGACAGGACUGCCGCAGUCCCCACAAUGUGCUCGGUGCGCUCUCCCCGUCGUGCGGCGAAGGCGUGACUUUCCACGGCCUGGGCUGCCAGCCGCGCUGCGGCUCCGCGUUCCGCGCGGUGCCGCAGCAGCUGCGGUGCCGGGACGGCCUGCUGGUGGACUCAGGAUACUUCGAGCCCUUUGUGAGCACCACAAUCACCAGCACAACCCAAACUACGAGUUCAAUCACCUUUACGUCCAGUACGUCCUCCACCGCGACCUUCACCUCCCACACUUCGACCACUAGCACAGCCACACAGAUCACAACCUUUUCAACCUCCAGCACAUCGCGCAGCUUCAGCACAUCAAGCACCUCUACCCUGUCCACGCGAACCGCCAGCACAACAAGUACAAGCCAGUACAUAAACCUCACGGACCAGGCAGAAAACUUCAACUUCACAACCACUACAACCACCACAUCCAGAACGGUCGUCACCAGCACGACUACCAGUACAGGCACUUUCACUGCCCAGCCCACCUUGUCGACAACUUCCACAAGCACGUCGACAACGCGAGUUUCCUCCACGACUGCCUCGUCAACAACGACUGUUUCCUCGACGAGUACUACAAUGACAUCGACACAAAUGCUGGAUGCUCUCAACGGCACAGAGCCGGAGAACGAGACCAACGACACUAACACCACCUCCAGCACCAUCACUACUACCAUCACCAACACAACUCAGACAACGACCACAACUGCUACUGUGACUUCCACAACGGCUACCUUUACGGAACCACCCUCUACGAGCUUUACCUGUGCCCGAGUUCCGCGGGUCUCUCUGAAAGUUGCAGGAGACUUCUACACAACAGGUGUGCCGACAGGUGCGCGCAGCGUGGCUGUGCACUACAACGGUGUCGACGGACUGGUGGUCGCUUUUACUUCCGCAGGAGCGCUGUUGGUGACGGUUGGCAUUCGCCAGUCAGGGUCAUGGUACUGGGGCCCUGCGAGCCGGCUGCAGGAGAUCAACGCCGCUCAGGACUUCCUCGUAUCUCUGGUGCGACUGGGCGAGCGCAGUGUGGCACUGGCGUUCCGCGACGCGAACCGCAGGCCCACUCUGCACACGCUGCUGCUUGGCCCUGGGCGAGCAGUUUCUGCCUGCGCACAAGUCCUCCCAGAGGGGCCCAUCUCCGAGCUCCAGCUGCUGCAGUCUGCCCAGGGCUUCUGGCUGCUAUACGCGACAGACCAAGGUGUUUGGGUGCGCUUUGCCUGGGGCACCGGGCCCUGGAACCUGAAUCUGCAGGUGGAACCGGGCUCGCUGCUGGCGACCGCGAGUCGAGUGGCAGGAGUUGAUGUACCCAUGGAGACAGGCACCUAUGCGGUGCUCGCCUUCCACUUGGCCGCAUCCACCUCUGGCUUCAGCUGCACUGUGCAGCGGGUGCGGGGCCAGGCGCCGGUCUUGGGACGAAGCAACCUGCUCAACGGAGGCCCCAUGCAGCACCUCAGUCUGGCCAGCCUCUCGAACGGCCGCGCGGGCGUGAGCUUCGUGGAUGCGCGCUCUGCCGGCAGCAGCGUGUUCCGCCUGGGCCGCAUCGGUGGCUGGGACGAGUCCAACGUGUCGGAGAUGGAUUGGCAAGAGCUGGACUGGGGUGAACUCCUGGGCUUCGACUUCGGCCCGGGGAGCCUCAGCGCUUUGGGUUCCGACCUCUUGCUGGCAUCUGCCACCCAAGCGCAGCUGCUGCACCUCUGGGGCAGGCAUUUGGCGAAAGGCGAACAGCUCCCGCUGCUUGGGAGUUUCUCCUUUGCGCCGAUCAUUGCACUGCUCGAGGACAAGAGCGAGGUGUCUCUGCUUUUGCCAACGGCCGGAGCACCUGGCUCGGUGAGCCAACUGCAGCUUCGCUGGCCGUGCCUGCUGCCCCCGGACACCACCGGCUACCGCACCAGCGGCUGCGACGCUCUCUUCGAGCCCAUCCUGGAGGAGGAGUGCGUCAUCAGCUGCGAUGCGGGCUUCGUCGUGGAAGGUCUCGGGCCCAGCGCGGUGUGUCCGCCGAGCGCGGCGGCGCCCUUCUUUCGCUUCGAGGGCUGCAAACCGAAGCCCUGCGCAGCGCCAAGCGUGCACAACGGGGGCGCGCCUAGCUGCCUGGGUUCUCCGGCGGUGCCUCACGGGGAGAAGUGCAGAAGCACCUGCCAGCCAGGCUACCGGCCAUCAGUGCCUGAGCUGAGCUGCCAGGUGGGCCAGUUCCAGCCCAGCAGCUUCGUUUGCCUCGCGGAGUGCUGUGACGAUGGUUCCAAUGCCACCAGCUGCGUGGCGUCGGAGCCGAGGGCCUUGCCCUGCGCCGCGCCGCUGAGCGUGGGCUUGGCGGAGGAGCCCAGUUGCCGCGAAGGCUACCAGAUCCCCAUGGGCGGCGCUUGUAGCGCCCGGUGUCAAUCAGGCUAUCAGCCCACUGUUGCCAAGCUCAUGUGCGAUGUCAACGGUUCAGGCCAACUGGUUCCCGGCAGCUUCCAGUGCUACCGGGAGCGGAGCAACAGCACAGUUGAGUUGUCUUCCGAUCCCGUCCUGGUGAACGCCUCGGUGGGUUUGGACAUCUUCCCGGAAAGGCUGAACACUCCGCCAGCAGUGCUCCUGGAGCUGCCGACUGCCCGGGCCUUCCUGGCGCAGCUGCCACCGGCCCAGGUGCAGCCGGGCUUGCGCCAGGCCGCGGCGGCGGCGUGCCGCGCCUCGGUGUCCCAGGUGGCAGUCUUUGUGCAGGGCGCCAACGCCUCUUCGGGACGACGUCUAGCAGAGGACUUCGGAAAUCUCACGAUUCUCGGCCUCUUCAGAGGAGAAGGCAAUGCCAGCGAGGCAGUGCUUCAAAUCGAGGAGCUCACUGCUGGGGGCAGUGCGGCAUUACUCUUCGAGGCAGAGCUCCGGGCCUCCUGGGCGCCCUUGCUCGUGGACUUCCCGGCGCUGCAAAGCGCGGCGCGCCAGGCGGAUGAGGGUGGCUGGUUUUCGGCAGUCCAUCCCGGGCCGCCCAUACGCAUGGAACUGGUGAGCGCAGCAGAUGCCGGUCGCCUGCCGGAGGAGCUGAGAGGUUUCUUUGAGGGCAUCGAAGGGGAGAAGCAGCCAGAAGAAUCCGGGAGUACAGGUUUCCCUUACAGCGACGGCUUCCUGGACUCUGUGCCCUUUCUCCAAGAGCUCCGGAUGCAGCUCGCGCCCAGGCUACGCAGCGGGCUGGCGGUGGACAUUUUCAUCUCCGGCCUCGGUUUGUGCAGCUUCCUCCUGGCAACGGUGAUUCUGGCCUUUGUGCACUACCGCUGCUGUGUGCGAAGCAGUCCAGCGUUGUCGCAAGGCGGCUGGGAUGAGACCACCUACCGCGCUGUGUAUGUCAUCCCGGAGAGCCAUCGCUACACUUGGAACAUGGGCAGUCCCGGCCCCAGCGACAUCAGCACCGUGUGCUGCAUUUGUUUCUGCCCGUGCCUGCGUGUGCCAUUGACCUGGCAUCGUGGGGGCGUGCUCAACUACUGGCUAGGAUUCUUCGCGUGUUUGCUGGGCCCCGUGUGCUGGUCCUGCCUUGGCUGCACCAUGCGAGCGCGCCUUACCGCAGUGUUCGGCAUUCCCAGUACCAUCGCCUCUCACAUCUACAACUGGUGUUGCUGCUGUUGCUGUGCUGCUGUGCAGGAGUCGCUUCACGUGGACGGAGCCCUUCGCGCCAUCCACCAGGCUUCCAAAGAGGCCCAGGCAGCCAAGGCAGAGGUUCAGAGCCAACUGCGGGAGGCAGCCAGCCGUGCGCCGCCGCAAGAGACGAUGAAAGAGGCCCGCGAGAAGCCGCGGCAAAAGCUGCAGCAAGCAGCCCGCCGCGUCAGCCUUGUGAUGCUUACACGGCCGAAUCCCAGAAGUGCUAUCUCGCCGCUUCCGAAGGAACCUUCCGCGCCUGAGAGGCAGACAUCGCAGGCGAGCGCGAGUGGCGCCAGCGGCGCCAGCGGCGCCAGCGGCGCCAGCGGCGCCAGCGGCGCCAGCGGCGCCAGCGGCGCCAGCUCCAGAUCGAGCUCCAGAUCGAGCAGCUCGAGCAGUUCCUCGAGCGGAACUGAGGCGACAGGCAGCGAGGCCGAGCCCAACCGGGCCUGA